AACUAGGACAGGGAUAACGAGGGGAAAGGAAAAGGGCAAAUAUAAAGUGCCUGAGUAAACAGAAAAGGAUGUGGAUCACACUGGAUAUGUUAUCAUUCUCUGUUUUAAUGUGAAAAAACAUGCAGAGAAUAGAAAAUGAUGGUUGGCUGUUCUGUGUGUCUGGUGGUCUGGAGUUUUCUCUGGAUGUUAGCUUCUGCAGAAGGAGGUGUUGCAGAUGCUGAGGUGUCCAGUGUUUUUAUGGAGAGCUGCAUCUUACCGUGCAGCUUCCAGGGCGGCACUGAUGCAGUCAUCCACUGGUAUCAUGUGACAGCAGGAGACACUCUUGUCCACUCCUACUACCACAACCAAGACCAGCUGGGACACCAGGGCCAGCGCUUCAGAGGCAGGACAUCACUGUUCAAGGACCAGAUCUCUGGAGGAAACGCCUCGCUCCAGCUGACUGGGGUCCAGGUUCAGGACCAGGGCAGAUACAGGUGUUUCACCAGCAUCAUCAGAGGCAACAAGGAAUCAUUUAUCAACCUACAAGUGGACGCUCCGGUCCAUAAAGUCGACAUGGAGCAGCAAGAAAACAGGAUCACCUGCAGCUCAGAGGGGAUCUACCCUGAGCCUGAACUCACCUGGUCCACCAGACCUCCGUCCAAAGUGGCCUUCAAGAACACAACCAGAGUCCAGCAGACUGAACAGCAGCUCUACAACAUCAACAGCUCUCUGAUACUUUCAGACAGGGUUACUGAUCUGGUCUACAGCUGCACCGUCAGCACUCGCAGGAACAGGAGGAGAGCCACUUUGAGGGAACUGACUUCUCUCGAUGGUUCCAGCUCUGACACAACAAUCCUCUGCUCUGCCUCAAACACUUCCCUUCUGAACUUCAGCCUCGUCUGGAGAUUCAACCGCAGUCAGAUCAUCCUGAACCGGACCAGGACCAGCGUCCCCUACACAGUCUCAGAGGAGUGGAGGCAGCAGGUGAAGGGUGUGUCUGAGUCAGGCAGCCUCACACUACAAGACUUGUCUUUGAAACAGGAGGGGAUAUACACCUGUGAACUCAGCGAUGACGAGGAGACAAACAUAACCAACACCCUGCUGAGGAUAGAAGGGAGUCAAACUGGUGUCACAGGUGUUAUUGUAUGUUUGGUGGUUGGAGCCAUUUUGUUUGUAGUUCUAGCAGCAGGCCUUGUUGUGCUGUACUACAAAAAUAAAAAGAAAGGAAGAGAAAGAAGACCAGACACGGAGUUGUGACGAAAAAUCAACUUGAAGAAAUUAAUGAAGAGGGACAAAGUCAGUGUGAGGAAGACAUUUCUGACAAAUGUCCACCAACCCACUGCUGCAGUGAAAUGAAGUCACACUGUGCAGCUCUGAAGUGCUACAUUAUGUCAAACUAC
Messenger RNA from Micropterus salmoides (largemouth bass), 1379 nucleotides. RefSeq names its product CD276 antigen-like. The coding region runs from base 136 to 1236 and encodes 366 amino acids. Lineage: Eukaryota; Metazoa; Chordata; Actinopteri; Centrarchiformes; Centrarchidae. Gene Ontology annotation, biological process: cell surface receptor signaling pathway; immune response; cellular response to lipopolysaccharide. Gene Ontology annotation, cellular component: external side of plasma membrane. The transcript is spliced from 7 exons. The record is from RefSeq and is a predicted model, not a curated record.